Messenger RNA from Colletotrichum spaethianum, 420 nucleotides. RefSeq lists its product as uncharacterized. The transcript is spliced from 3 exons. NCBI's taxonomy places the organism in Eukaryota, Fungi, Ascomycota, Sordariomycetes, Glomerellales, Glomerellaceae. The coding region runs from base 1 to 420 and encodes 139 amino acids. The record is from RefSeq and is a predicted model, not a curated record.
AUGGCCGACGCGGGAACCAACGAGUCUCAGAGACCCAAGUCUCUCCAGACCACCAAGACACCUGAGCCGCGAUUGGAUCAACAAGUGACCAACGGCCAGAACGACAGCAAUACUCCUAGCACGCCAGGUGCUUUCCCGUCCUUCGACUGGGAAGAGUUCGAAGCUCGGUAUGAGAAGGCCCUUGUGGAGGCCGACGAGAAGGAGAGAGAGCUCUUGCUCGAAUUCGACAGUCUCGUAAAGUACUUCAACGUCUGGGCCUCCACUUCAAGUGCUCAUGACAAUGAACGCGCAGUCAAGCGCCUUCACACGAGGCAGAGAUAUGUCAACUUGGCGGAGCAGAACAUGGCUCGAAAGGAGGAACACAUGACGGAAGUGCUCCGCGCGUUUCAAAGCGCCCUUGCCCUGCUGAGCCGGUCUUAG